Tachysurus fulvidraco (yellow catfish) is the source of this 1379-nucleotide messenger RNA. RefSeq names its product coiled-coil domain containing 115 (gene vma22). The record is from RefSeq and is a predicted model, not a curated record. Lineage: Eukaryota; Metazoa; Chordata; Actinopteri; Siluriformes; Bagridae. Gene Ontology annotation, cellular component: extrinsic component of endoplasmic reticulum membrane. Gene Ontology annotation, biological process: vacuolar proton-transporting V-type ATPase complex assembly. The transcript has 5 exons. Bases 214 to 1017 code for a protein of 267 amino acids.
CGGUAUGGGAAUGACUGUUUUUCUUUUUUUAAUUAUCAUAAGAAUGAGAACAUUUAAAAAUUGCUUUUAUUUAAUGAUAAGAAAGCACUGCCUAUAAAUUACGCGUAUUUUUUUUUGCAUGGUUCACUUGUGGGGUUUUAUUUUAUAAACGUGUCCGUUGCUUGCAGUCACAGAAACUCGGAAGUAUCGUCAUCACUUAUCAGCUGACUCUUGAUGUCAUGUGACCUCAAUGGCGACGCGGUGAACGGAGAAAAUACAACCGAACAAACAGUGAAACGCACAAAUAAUGAAGCUUUAUCACAGUAUUUGAAUUAUUCUGUCAUACUGCACGAACCUGAAUGGACCUUUCUUAAUUCUCAAGCCACGAAUCACACGUGUUUGGAAAUGGGUCUAGAUGCUGCCUCUCUGAGAUUAGACCAACAUUUACUUUAUUUUAUGGAUCAGCUUGAAAUUUUGGAAGAGAAAAGACAAAAACUUAACACACUCAUAGAAGAUGGAUGGUUUAACAUUUCCAAGGCCCGGUACUCGAUGGGGAACAAGCAAGUCUCAGCUUUGCAGUAUGCCAGUGAGAUGGAGCCACUUGUACAUGUUCAUGCCAGCCGGUCAGAAAAAGGUGAAGCGGAAUUCAAGUGUGAGAGAAUAGGUAUUGAAGAUGAAGAACUAAAAAGGAGUGAAACAGUAGAGAGCAUUGGAGCAGCAGAUGGAGGGCUCAGAAGGCGAGUAAACGUUAAAAAGAAGGAAAACAUGGAAGAAAAAGACACUUCAAAAGAUGAAUGUGAGAAGGAACCUCAAUUAAAUACAAAGAGUGAGAAAUCUCAAGGUCAGCAUCAAGAUCCUAUGAAAUGGUUUGGGAUCCUUGUACCACAAAACCUUAAGCAAGCUCAGGCAGCCUUUAGAGAAGUUAUUACUCUAGCAGCUGAGAUCUCAACCCUGCAGAGUGCAAUUGUGAAAACUAGAUUGGAGAUGCAGACUCUGAUGAAGGAUAAACAGAAGAUUGCUUCUGAAUUGAAAGAAUAAUGCAUUGCACAUGAGUGUUUUAAUUAUUUCCCAAGUUAAUUUUUCAGAUGUUACACCCAUCCCUUUUAUGUACUUCAGUGUGAGUGAUAAAUGGUAAUUGACAAAAGUCAAAUUGACAAAAGCGUGUCUACACAACUAUAUGGCUACCUCCCUGUUAACCAGGGACAGUAUUGGAAAAUAUUAAUAAAUCUGAACACUUUUUCUAACUGAAUUUUGCUUUUUUUUCUACAUUGAAUUUCUGACAAAUGGAUGUCUCCCCAUUCCCCAACGAAAUAAACUAAGGUGACUUUUAAUCACUUAGAUCACCAAGAGGAAUCCCUGAAAGGAUACUUCAAUAAAUACUUAAAUAGUGUUGCUUGAAA